This is a messenger RNA of Megachile rotundata (alfalfa leafcutting bee), 1295 nucleotides long. Its product is annotated as dnaJ homolog subfamily C member 28. The record is from RefSeq and is a predicted model, not a curated record. NCBI's taxonomy places the organism in Eukaryota, Metazoa, Arthropoda, Insecta, Hymenoptera, Megachilidae.
UAAGACAUUAUCACAUAUAAUGUAUAAUUUGCAAGUUGUUAAUGUAAAAUUGCAUAGGUUACUACGUUGUGUAUUUAAUCAAUUUUUUAAUAACGAUAGUUAACAUAUACAUAUAUAACACUUAUAGUCCAAUUAAUUACGUAAUUAUAUAAAAAAAGGCAUUACAUUUUUUAAAAAUCAUGUUAAAAUUUCAUUGUUUGAGUGGGAAGUCGUUUAGACAUUCCCUCUGUAAUCCAUAUGUGGAUUUUAUGUACAUAAAAAGGCACUCACAUAAACUUAAUAUGAAGAAAUGGUAUCAGGCAUUGGAGGUUCCAGAAGACUGUGAAGAUGAAACACUAAGACUAGCAUUUGUCUAUUUGGCAAAAAGGUUUCAUCCAGACAGUGGUACAGCAGAAGCUAGUGCAGUCAAAUUUUCUGAGAUUGAAAAUGCCUAUAGACAAAUUCGUAAAGCAAGAAUGGAACAGAAAGACAAUACUACAGAGUUACCUGAAGUUCAAGAAUUUGAUAUCAAACAUACAGCACCACAACAUCGUCAUUACUUAGCAUACAAUGUAGGAAUUGGGACACCUAGUAAAAGACAAAAGCUGUAUAGUAUAGAAAAGGCUCAAAAAGCUGUUGAUAAUGUAAUGGAGCAUAGGUUAAAAAGAUUGCAAGCUGAAGAGCGUAACACAUUGGUUGGAAUGGAUAAACAACGUGCAAAAGAUAUUAAAACACGUUUUGGUAUGGAUCGUCUAGUGGAAGAUUUAAUUCAAGAAGCCAUGAAUAAAGGUGAAUUCAGUGAUUUGCCAGGAAUGGGUAAACCAUUAAAAGAGAAUACAAAUACUCGAAAUCCAUAUGUUGAUUUUGUUACUUAUAAAUUAAAUGAGAUAUUAAUAGAAAAUGGAUUUACCCCUGAGUGGAUACAGUUAUCUAAAGAAAUUAGAGAACAGAAACAAGAUUUACAAAACAAACUUGCAGAAGCACGAAAUAAUGUAGGACCUAUCCCAUUAAGUCCUGGAGAAGAAGUAAUUUGGCAAAAUAUUUUGGAUGAUUUUAAAUCCACGACAAAACAAAUAAAUAAAAAGAUUGAUAAAUACAAUCUAUUGGUACCUGUACUACAGAAACAAAUGUUUCAUGUUAAAUUAGAUGAUUUUGCAAAUGAAGCACUUGCUAUGCCCCCGAAAAUAAAGAAAAAAUAUUCUCAUUCAAAAAAUAAAGAUUCUAAUUUUAUUGUUAACAAAAGUGACAAUAGUAUACUUGACAUGAUAUUUUCGAUUUUCAAUAGAAAACAUCCGUGAACAGUGAUAUGUACUUUU